Amphibalanus amphitrite is the source of this 1845-nucleotide messenger RNA. RefSeq names its product holocytochrome c-type synthase-like. Bases 124 to 1068 code for a protein of 314 amino acids. The record is from RefSeq and is a predicted model, not a curated record. Gene Ontology annotation, cellular component: mitochondrion. Lineage: Eukaryota; Metazoa; Arthropoda; Thecostraca; Balanomorpha; Balanidae. The transcript has 7 exons. Gene Ontology annotation, biological process: cytochrome c-heme linkage. Gene Ontology annotation, molecular function: holocytochrome-c synthase activity.
UGAAAUGGAGGGCACGCAUUUUGAGACCGCGACAAGUUGUGGCACUUUUUAUUAAUAUUAUUUCCAGUUCUUGUAAGUUGUAAAUUGAAAUUAUUAUAUUCUGUAGGUAACAGUUUUUUAAAGAUGUACAGCUCUCUGCAAACGGUGUGCCGAGAGAGAGCAGCGAUGGGGAACGCCACGUCCACGGCGGCCAUCCAGACGGCCGAGAGCCUGCGUCACGAGCUGUACCCGGCCGGCCAGCCGCACUCAGGCCUGACCCAGCCUCCAUCGGCGGAGGUACCGGAGCAGCCCGCCAAGACGGCCGCUGGUCCGUACCGCGUCCUGCCGCCCGAGUGCCCCAUGUCCGCGGGUGGCGGCGGGCAGACCCUGCCUCCCGAGUGUCCCAUGUCCUCCAGCUCGGCGCCAGAGUGCCCCAUGACCGGGCGGGACUCGCUGCCGGCCCACCAGCACGGCAUCGUCACAGACCAGGCCGGCGCCGUGCUCCAGGUCGACCCCGCCAACAUGGAAGCGCCGCCGAACCAGAAGCCGGCGCCCGACCAGCCGUUCCCGCUCUCCACCGAGCGGCAGGUGUCCAACAUCCCGCGCGCCACCGACGACACCUCCAACUGGGUGUACCCGUCACCGCAGAUGUUCUGGAACGCCAUGUUACGCAAGGGCUGGCGCUGGAAGGAGGACGACCUGUCGCAGAUGGACAUGGACAACAUCAUCCGCAUCCACAACGUCAACAACGAGCUCGCCUGGCAGGAGAUCCUGAAGUGGGAGGCGCUGCACGCGCACGAGUGCGGCCAGCCGAAGCUGAAGCGGUUCGGCGGCAAGGCUGCCGACUAUUCGCCCCGCGCCCGCUUCAGGAGCUGGAUGGGGUACGAGCUGCCCUUCGACCGGCACGACUGGAUCGUGGACCGGUGCGGCAAGGAGGUGCGCUACGUCAUCGACUACUACGACGGCGGCGCCGUCAACCCCAACGACUACAAGUUCGCGCUGCUGGACGUCCGGCCGGCCCUGGACAGCUGGGAGAACGCCUGGGACCGCAUGGUGGUAGCCUGGGCGCGCUGGUUCCACUCGGAGUAGUCGCCGCCGAUCACAACACUCACCAUCGUUAAGUUCGUCAUUUUUGGACAUCUGUUCAAAGCUUAGAACACAUCGAAAGACAGCUACAAACCAAAAAGAAGUCAAGCCAGCUGUUACCUUCGCAAUUCAGCGAGUUCCCUGAAACGGCAAUUCGGUAUUUGGAUUGUUCUCGGUGCCGUUUUUAGUCAAUGUUAAUUUCGAUGCUCGCUGUUGAGUCCAGUCAAGUUCUCCUGAGGGUCCCGGCUCCGUCGUUCGUGGCAGGAGUCGGCAGUGCCCGGCUCCUUGUGCCGCCCUAGUAGUGCAGCCAGAGUGCAGCCGAGCGCGGCGUGACUGAGAGCUGAUACGCGAAUCUGAGGUCCCGCGGCCAGCAGCCUUGCCCGAUCGCUGUGCAAUAGGAUGAUAGUCCGAGUGGAGGCGGCGGAGUAGGGUGCCGCUGGCUCUGGUGGGCGGGUGCGGCGGCGCACCGCUGGGCCCAGUCACGGCGCCUGGUGCGGUCCGCAGCGCCACCGAGCGUCGGCCGUCGGCUCCGGACCGUGAGGACGGUACUAGAACAGCCGGCUGUCAGUUCUAGACGGUUCAGUUCGGAACGGCCCACCGCGGCUGAGCUCGCGAUCACCGCAGGGUAGUGCCGGCUGGGGCAUUGGAAGUGACAAGGAGUUCGUCACUUCCCACUGAUGUGUGUCUGUGUGUGUGCCAGUAUGCCAAUGUUUGUCUGAUGGCUGUGUAACCUCGCGGACGAGAAUGUCCAGCUGGGUGUCAAUACACACAAUAUGCUCA